AUGAUGGAAGGCUCAAGCUUGAUGAAGAAGCUCUCGGAUCUCGAGGCUCAACUACAACAUUCACAAGAAAAGUUAAUCAUGCGUGAAAAUGUCAUUUCUCAACUCGAAGAAGAGAUUAAAGGGAAAGAGCGUCUCAUAUUUGAACAAAACCACCUCAUCAGUAUUCUCGAAAACGACACGACCACUAGCUCUCAUUUGCAGGCCAUUGAUUGCGACAACAACAACAAAUAUGAUACGGAAUCGAUGGCCAGUGAGAGUGAAAUUACUGUGAUCGAGCGUGAGAUUGUGGCAUCCAGCAGUUCAACGUCGCCGUGUUCAUCGGAGAAUAGUGUCGGCUGCCGAAUGGCCGAUUGCCGGCAAGCAUAUCGCUCCGAAUGCAUUAGUCACUGUAAUUGCAAAAAUAAAUACGAGCAGGCAUUGGUGGAUCGUGAGAGACUCGAAUUGCAGAAUGAGCAACUCUUGAAGCAAUGGGAAGAAGCUUUGGAGUACGUCUCAAGUGUGCAGCGCCAACUUCAAGAAGAGAUCAGCCGAAACAGCGCGAUCAAAAAAGAAUUGAGUGGCCGCGAGAAGGAUGAUUCUUUGGUGAUCCCUCGAAAUGUUGUCAACCUUAUUUCAUUCAUUAUCCUGGUUUUCGGUUAUUUUUUAUAUCGCCUUUGA
This is a messenger RNA of Caenorhabditis bovis, 657 nucleotides long. The record is from the annotation of a GenBank genome assembly. NCBI's taxonomy places the organism in Eukaryota, Metazoa, Nematoda, Chromadorea, Rhabditida, Rhabditidae.